AUGGUGCACAAGUCCUUUUACGAUGUGCUGCAAGUUGAUGCGAAUGCUGCCAUUGACGAGAUAAAGCUCGCCUUUAAACGCCGGGCUCUGCAAGUACAUCCAGACAAAGGUGGCAGCAAGGAGGCCUUUCAUUUGGUUCAGGAGGCAUUGGAGACUUUGUCUGACCCAGAAUUACGAAAAAAGUAUGACCGCCGUUUGGCGUCAUCGCAGGUGAGGAGGAAGCAAUCCGCAGAAGCCACAGGUCCCAGUGGCAAAAAAGAGGAAGCAAAGACAUCUUCCUCCUGUCCAAGCACAUCUGCAACGCAGAAGCCAUGCUCCUCCAAGAAAAGGCCCAGGGAUGCUGGGAACAAAGGAAAAUCAUUGUCGCUGGAGUCUAGACAACAGCAGUUGUUGAUAAAGGUUCAUGAUUUGUUGAAACAGUUACCCAGAGAAGCUCGGAACGAUGUGCUCAAAACGAAGUUCUCUGAGAAGCAGCGACUCAUCUUGGAGAAGUGGAUUGUGGAUACAACACGAGUAGAAUCUCCGCCGGUGCCUGUGGAGGCUCAACCACCAUCGCGAGUCGACACUGCAAAAGACGUGUCGAAGAACCGGUUUCCUCGGCACCUUGUACCAUUUCAAGAUCCUACUGGCAGCUUUCAUAUAAGACUCAAGCUCCAGCGGCAAAGUGUAGUUUCCAGGUCAAAAUCCCAAGUGAAGAAAAAGCGGGGUAAACGGACAAGGCGCACUUGUGGCAGCAUCCAAAAGGGAUGGCAAGGCUACGUGUCGACCAUCAUCUUUGACUGCAUUCAAAUCAGGUCUGGACAAUCUGAUUUGCAGACGGCACUUGAGCAUUUGAUGAUCUUAACCACUGCCAAGCAGAAGUACGUGCAAGGCUCGGAAGACAGCACCUUCGAAGAACGUCUGGAAAGAUCUUUGAAAUCUUCUGCCGACGAACACGGGAAACAAGUCAAAGAACUAGACCUGCGCUUCGCUGUUGUCCAGCCAGCCGCUUUCUUUGUGGGCUACCAGCGCCCUGUGCGAUCCCCAACAGUCCGCAGCAUUCAAGCACUUGGGAGGCAUCGCAACUCUUUGGCCCCGUUCCGUCAGUAUUCAAUCAAAAGCAAGCAGAGGCGAAGUCAGAUCUUCUGGUUCUUUUCCCCAAGCCACUUGGAAGAUACCUGGCAACGCUUUCAAAACACCGUGAAUGAGAUGUGGAGAGACUCUGACCCAAGCUAUUUGCAAAGAAUCUGCAUUUCUCGUGAAGCAAGCUUAGCUUCGCGCCAGAGAAUGCUGCAAUGGUGGGAGCGUGAGCAUAUGGCCCUACAAGAUGAGAAUAGACACCGACCAAAAUAUCUACAAGAGAAGGCGACUAAACAGCAGAAACAUCGGGAGCGAGAACAAAUGGCGAAGCAUGACAAGAAUCAGCAUCGCCCAUGCAGACUGCGCAUUUACACGCCUGAAGAAAUCAUGACAAGAAAGGUGCUGGCCUUGAACCAAAUCCUUGCGGCUUGGGGGUGUUUACUCCGCCAGGCUGAGCAAAGACGUCGCAAGGCGCUGCGGCAACGCAUGAAAGAGCGAGACGAGCGGAGAAGGCAGAAACUCUUGGCCCAGAGACGGAGCCAAGCUGAGGAAAGGCAAAGGCUAGCUCUCAAUCAUUUGAUCGCAUGUGUGUGGUAUGCCAUCUCCCUGAGUUUAUACCAGGGCGGUAGACCUGCUUGGGUGGAAGAGAGCGGCAUGUUAGCCGCGGAAUGGGACAAUCGCUACGUCACCAGUUUUCACUGGUCGAUUACCCAAUUCACACCGGCCUCGAAACCGGACAUCGACCCUGGGAACCUUGCAGCUCGGACGUUGACGUUACUGGCUCGAUAG
This is a messenger RNA of Cladocopium goreaui, 1848 nucleotides long. The record is from the annotation of a GenBank genome assembly. Lineage: Eukaryota; Dinophyceae; Suessiales; Symbiodiniaceae.